Molecule: messenger RNA, 2271 nt
Organism: Anthonomus grandis grandis
Lineage: Eukaryota; Metazoa; Arthropoda; Insecta; Coleoptera; Curculionidae
Product: zinc finger protein OZF-like
Exons: 6
Coding region: 95-1780 (561 amino acids)
Biological process (GO): regulation of transcription by RNA polymerase II
Cellular component (GO): nucleus
Molecular function (GO): zinc ion binding; DNA-binding transcription factor activity; RNA polymerase II cis-regulatory region sequence-specific DNA binding
Source: RefSeq, a predicted model, not a curated record
AGAACCUGUAAUAAUAUGUAAAUAGUAAAUAAUAAAUAAAUACUUAAAAAAGAAUCUUUUCUAUAGAAAGGAAUAAAUAAUAAAGUUAAAAAUCAUGAAUGAAGAGCAAAGUUUAUCUUAUAGUUCUUUUAGUAGCAUUUGUCGGACUUGUUUGACCUACGAUGAAGUUCUAUUUUCCAUAAAAGAUGUUCAGUAUGAAGAAAUUUAUUUAAAAGACAUUGUGAAUGAUUGGACUUCCUUAAAGGUUUCAUUAGAAGAUAAACUUCCACAGCAAAUGUGCAAACCCUGCGUUAAAAUGAUGUACCAAAUAUAUAAAUUUCUUUCAAAAUGUAAAACUUCAGAAACAUGUCUAAAGGAUGUUUUAAAGAAACAUAUUGCAACAGAAGAGAGUGAUGGAGAAACUAAGUUAGAAAAUGUUGAUGUAAAAUCCAGCAAUUUGAUAAUCAAUGAAAAUGAUAAUUAUUUUGCUCAUUCUGAGGUUGAAAUAAAAGUUGAUAAUACUAGUGAUGAUAGUGAUACUGAUGGUCUUGCUGAACAAGUAAGUGAUGAGGAGUUGGAAAAUGGUGAAACCUCAGAUAAGUUUGAUGAUGAUGGGGAUGAUAGUAAGCAAACUACAAAGAAAAGAAGAGCUAGGAAUAAAACUAAAAUUAUGCGAAAGUUGAUAUCCAAAGCAGAUGGGUCAGCAAGCAGUAAAAGGACAUAUACAAUCAAAAAAGGACCAUUUAAGUGCAUUACAUGUAGUUCAAUCUUCCAAAGCUACGAAGAAUUAAAGGUUCACAAGAUAGAAACCAAACACAAAAAGUCCCUUAAAUACACAUGCAGUUACUGUGAGAAGAAAUUUGAUGCAUUUUGUAAAUAUGAGGAGCAUGUCCGAACUCACACUGGUGAGAAACCAAACAAAUGUACAACCUGCGGGAAGUGUUUUAAUUUCAAGACCGACUUAAAGAGGCACAUGGUUAUGCAUAUGGAAGUGAAACCUUACACUUGCCAGUUUUGUGAGAAAGGCUUUGCAAGGCGACAAUACCUCAUAGACCACGAAAGAAAACACACUGGUCAACAACUCUUAUUAUGCCCCUUUUGUGGUAAAGGCUUUCAUUCUUAUUCAACACUGUCAUAUCACGAGAAGAUGCAUAUAGGACCUAAAGGAAGCGUCCGUAACCCACUUCAAGAGGACAGACUGUAUCAAUGCAAUAUAUGUGAGAAAACACUGCUCACAAAACAUACGUUAAAGUCGCAUAUUUUAUUACACGGACCGAAGAACUUCAACUGUGAUAUUUGUGGGAAAACUUAUAUAACCACAAACAGAUUGCAAGAUCAUAAAAAAAUAGCUCAUCAAGAAAAUACUUAUUCAUGUCAUAUUUGCCAAAAAGAGUAUAGGCAAAAGACCGGGCUUCAGGUACACAUGAAAUCACAUUUUGGACAAAACAACUAUAUAUGUGACGAAUGCGGUAAGCACUUUUCGUGCAAGGGUAGCCUGUAUCAGCAUAAAAGAGUUCAUUCAGGCGAUACUAAAUAUCAAUGUAAGGAAUGCUUUCACAUAUGCCUCAACAAACGUCACCUAGAAAACCACCAGCGGAUUCACACUGGCGAGAAACCGUUUGCUUGCAGUUAUUGCGGCAAACAAUUCGCCCAAAAGGCGAACAUGCAGGCACAUACUAAAAUUCACACGCAUGAACGAAAUCAUGUUUGUAAGGUGUGUGAUAAGGCGUUUUAUGACAGUAGAGGCCUGAAAAAACAUAUGGGGAUUCAUGAGAAAGAUGACAGAAAUGGGGUUGAUUAGGGUCAUAAAUAUUAAGUAAAUUAAUGUAUAGGAAUGCAUGUAUUUAUUCAUUUGUGGUUCUGUAUUAGGUGUUAUAUAUUUAAUAGAAAGGUAUUGUAAUUCGUGGAGAAGUAUGGGAGCUUGAAGGUCAGUUAAAUAAUGUUCUUGGCUGUUUACUGCUUAAAGUAUGAUUUUUUUUUGUAAAAUUAUGUAGUAUAAAGAUUUAGGUUAAUAAUAAAUAAUUAUAUUGACGACUUAAACGUGCAAUUUUAAUUUAUUCAUUAUCUCCCAUACUUCUGCAUCUACCCUGUACAUAAGCGGAUGUGAAAAUGUAAAUAUCUUAGAUUAUUUAUUUUAUUUUUAAAGAAUUUAGCACGGAAUAUAAGAUGAAAAAAUAAUAAUUUAGUCUGUCUUUUUCGUGUAUAACUUUAAAACAAGGAGAUUUUUUGUUACUUUUUAGCUGUUUUCAGUAUUUUACUAUGUAUUGUAUUUUAUUUUUUAAUUUUACAUAA